Messenger RNA from Crotalus tigris (Tiger rattlesnake), 11629 nucleotides. RefSeq names its product IKAROS family zinc finger 2 (gene IKZF2). NCBI's taxonomy places the organism in Eukaryota, Metazoa, Chordata, Lepidosauria, Squamata, Viperidae. Gene Ontology annotation, biological process: regulation of transcription by RNA polymerase II. Bases 898 to 2319 code for a protein of 473 amino acids. The record is from RefSeq and is a predicted model, not a curated record. Gene Ontology annotation, molecular function: DNA-binding transcription factor activity; RNA polymerase II cis-regulatory region sequence-specific DNA binding. The transcript has 6 exons.
GGUCUGAAUUUUGUUAACCAUGGUUUCUUGGUUAAUUAAUAUAGAAAUUUGUUUUUCAAUGUAGCCAGGAGAAAAAGGAAUUUGUGCUCAGUUGGAAAGGUGAUUCCCAUUGCAGCUUAUUAAGAUCUGAAAUAAUGAAAUGCUAGUUGUAGUAAAUGUUUUAAAUCCAAUGCAAUAAAGUGUUAGAAGGACUUGCUUAAUAACUACAGACAUUGCCAAAAGAAAGCCAAGAGCUCCAGAGGGAGAUCUCAUAAAACAUUAGUUUGCCAUCUCCUGUGAAUAAAAGUGACCAAUAGAUACUUGCAGCCAAAGGCCUGUAUGAAGAAUUUUAUUGAAACAGCUAAAAUGUAAUAUUUUAAUGACAAUGGAAUGGAUUGGACCUGUUGGCUAAAGCUGGCCAACCCCUAUGCUUUGCAGAAUAUCUGAUUAAGCCACUCUUAGCUAAUCUUUUUCAACUCUGGGGAAUUAAGAAAACUAGUUGAUUUUCAUUAUGUUAACAGAUCUGAAAGGAAAUCUUUACUUUAUAUUUAGUCAGAUAUCAUGUUGUUCAAUAAUAAUGUGUACAAAUAUUUGGUGAAUUCCCACCCUUACAUGUGAAGAGUUUUAAGGUGGUUUGGGAUUUUGUUUCAGCUUGCUACACGUGCAGUCAUACCAUCUCAGAGUAUUUUUGAGCACACACAGCGAGCAUUUUAUUUAUUUAUUUUCUGCCUUUAUUAUUUUUAUAAGUAAUUCAAGGUGGUGAACAUAUCUAAUAUCUCCUUCCUCUUCUAUUUUCCCCACAGCAAACAAUGGGGAUGUUGGGCUGGGAGAGAGUGACUGGCCUAAAGUAACCAAGCUGGCUUUCAUGCCCAAGGAGAGACUAAAACUCAGUCUCCAGCAAAUUCCAUAAAGCGGGAAAUGCAAAGUGAUGAUGAGGAUUCUAACAGAAAACGUCUAAAGAGGGAAGAUGGGAUCAUUGGGCAGGAUGAAGGGAGCAGUUUGGAAGAGCCCCUGAUUGAAAACCAGGAGAUUGGGGAGAACAGAAAAAUGCAGGAGCUGUCAGGCGAGGGAGGAAUCCGGCUUCCGAAUGGUAAACUGAAAUGUGACGUCUGUGGCAUGGUUUGCAUUGGGCCCAAUGUGCUUAUGGUACAUAAAAGGAGUCACACUGGUGAGCGUCCCUUUCACUGUAACCAGUGUGGAGCUUCUUUCACCCAAAAGGGGAAUCUACUGAGGCACAUCAAAUUACACUCUGGAGAAAAACCAUUCAAAUGUCCCUUCUGUAGCUAUGCCUGCCGAAGAAGGGAUGCCCUCACAGGACACCUCAGGACACACUCUGUAGGUAAACCUCAUAAAUGUAACUACUGUGGACGAAGCUACAAACAGCGCAGUUCUUUGGAGGAACACAAGGAACGCUGUCAUAACUACCUUCAAAAUGUCACCAUAGAGUCCACGGGGCAAGUGAUAAGUCAUGUCUCUACUAUGGAAGAUUGUAAGGAGCAAGAAGCUGGGAUGGACAACAAUGUUACUCUGGUGCCUUUUGAAAGACCUGCUGUUAUAGAGAAGCUGACAAGCAACAUGGGAAAGCGUAAAAGCUCCACCCCACAGAAGUUUGUGGGUGAAAAGCUCGUGAGAUAUGGUUAUCCAGAUAUUCAUUUUGAUCCAAGCUUACCUUAUGAGAGAGAUGCUGAGCUGAUGCAAACUCACAUGAUGGACCAAGCAAUCAACAAUGCAAUCUCUUACCUUGGGGCAGAGGGACUUCACCCAUUUGUGCAGCACACUCCAAGCACAAUUGCUGAUGUGGCACCUGUCAUAAGUUCAGCUUAUACUCAGGUGUACAACCCUAACAGGAUAGAAAGACCAGUAAGCAGAGGAACCACUGACAGCAAUGAAAAUAAUGUGGAUGGCCCUCUCUCCCUCAUCAGACCAAAGAGUCAUCCCCAAGAAAGAGAGGCAUCACCUAGCAAUAGCUGCCUCGAUUCCUCUGACUCGGAGAGCAGCCACGAAGACCACCAGUCCUUUCAAGGAAACCUUGCCUUAAAUCCCAAACGAAAGCAAAGCCCAGCUUACAUGAAGGAUGACUCCAAGGCUUUGGAGGUCAGUAAAGCAUCAAAGGGCUCUUUAAAGGAUAUCUACAAGGUCUUCAAUGGAGAAGGAGAGCAGAUAAGGGCAUUUAAGUGUGAACACUGUCGAAUUCUUUUCCUAGACCAUGUCAUGUACACCAUUCAUAUGGGGUGUCAUGGCUAUCGGGAUCCCCUAGAAUGCAACAUUUGUGGAUACCGGAGUCAGGACCGAUAUGAGUUCUCUUCCCACAUUGUCCGAGGAGAACAUACAUUCCACUAAGCCUUCUUUUCCAAAGGAGACACUGAAGUAGAAAAACAAAUACUGCACAUGAAGAAAUACUGCACUUGCAAGCCCACUUUUCCUCAAAUGUUGACACAGCUCUUUUCAUUGGUUCUCUUCCUUGCAGCUAUUUUUAAUUAUUGUUAUUUUUGUUGUUGCUGUUUUGAGGAUCCAGUCUCGCCUUACUACCAGUGGUGAGGUGAGAAGGAAGGAAAGGAGGGACCAGAUAAUAAUUUGGCUUAUUGUUUUUAUUACGAAAAUGGAUGUUGCCCUUUCAUAGUGGAAAGUGAAAGGGAGUUCAUUUCUGUCACAAUUUUCAUAUAGCUUUUCACAUGCUUAACUCAGCAAGGUGCUCUGACAUCUUAGCAAGUUGCCAUUUGGGGGGAAAAUAAUAAUUUCAAAAGAAUAAAGCCCUUUUAAAUCUGUAGCUAAAGUUUUGUUCAGGAUGGGGGAUGAAAUUCUUAUUUUGCAAACAUUCUAGCAAAAGGGGUGUGCUUAGGGGCAGGGAGAGGUUUCACUUAAAACUAACAAUUAUUCUGUAGGUUUAGGAGCACCGAUAAAUAUCAAGGUUUGCUCGGAAGUUAUUUCCUGAGGUGAGGUUCUUUCGUAUAAGGUAUUGGUUGUAUGGAAUGUAAAUGAAUUGUUUAUAUCUAAAUACUAAAUCACAUAACUGAGAUUUGAUUUUUCAUGGGAAGUGACAUCCUCCAGGAAAUCUGAAAACAUAAAAUGUUAUUUUACUAAUCCCAAUAUGCACUUUUAAAAAAGAAUGAAAACUAAUUGCUAGGAUGCUUUUAUGUCAUUCAUUUACCAGCUUCCUAUAGGUCUACCUAUUUUUUAAAGUUGUUUAGGUGUUAACUAUUGGAGUCUGGGUAUAUUUACUAAAAAUAAGCUUCACUUAGUUCAGAAGGAGUUUAUUUCCUAGUAAACAUUCUUAGUUUAAAAAUACAGAUAUAAAUAUUUAUCUAGCAGGUUUUGCUGCUUUAGAAUCUCAGAUAUGCUCAUUACAAAUGCAUUUGAACUAUGAAAUACUUAUACUUUUCAUUUUAUUUUUUUGUAGUAUGAAGCAUUAGGAAACUGAAUAAACUAAGAUUUCAGUUAGGAGAUCUGUAUCCUGAAACAGCUGGUUAGAGCUGCCCUAAUGACUGAAGCAGCUUACAAAUUGAUAACUAAUUUAACUAUAUAAGGAUAUGCAGACACUGUUAGAGGUACUUUAGUAUUGCCACCUUUUUGAUACACACAUAAGGAAAGAAAUAUAUAUAUAUUAUGCAAAAGUAUCUCUCCCCAACACAUAUUUAAAACUGCAGCAUACAGAACCAUAUGCACACAGACACAGAUUACACACACAGACACACACACGUUUAGUCCUUUCUUUAGUCCUGUAAUUCCCAGGCAUCUCUCAUCACAUUUGCCACUGUGGGUCAGACCCAUACAGAAACCACCAGUUCUCAAUCUCAGCCUUACUUCCUCAAGAAAAACUAAUCUGUAAGGCAAUCUUUAAUCUACUAAUAAUUGUCAUUCUCUCCCUCCCUCCCUCCCUCUCACACACAGAGAGAGAGAAAGAGAGAGAGAGAGAGAGAGAGAGAGAGAGAGAGAGAGAGAGAGAGAGAGAGAGAUCAUAGUCAUAAAUAAUGAUUUCUUACUAAAUAAAAGAACACUCUUUCCAAAUGAAGCUGAAUAGAACCAAGAGCCUUAGAUUAUGCACGGGCUGAUUAUUUGCCUGAAGAAUAAUUUCAGGUUUUAGUUACUCCCUUGAUCAUAUUAGCAAAUGAAGACUGAAUUACUAGGUUAGAAAUAUUAAGGCUGUUUAAACAUCUCUUGAUUAUAUAGCUCUGAAUAUAUGAUCUGGAUUUAUAAUAUUUAAUUUUAUCAAUCUUUUCCCCCUCAACUAUUUUAGUUAGUUGGGUUAGUUGGUUGUUUUUUUUUAAUAAAAUCGGUGACUACCUCACAUUUUUCUACAUCCUUAGAUAUUUGCACAUCUGGCUGUAAAAUUACAAAGAGGAUAGAUUAAAAACCAUACCUUUUCUGACUAGAAGAUUAUGGGGAAAGGAUCCUGUGACCCUGCAGAUUUUGCUGAACUACAGCACAGCAAAGGGAAGGGGUUGCUGGGAGUUGCAGUUAAAAAUAUCUUCAGCACCAUAGGUUACUGCCUCAGGUUGCCUCUCAAAACAAACCAUUUGCAGUCUUUGGUUUUACAUAUUUUAUUUAGCAUAUUCAAGAAUAAAGAGAGUUAGUUAAUUGGUUUCUAAAAUAAAGUUGAAAAACUAAAAGGUAUGUUAUUCUCUUUUGGUACAAAAUGGGAAUGGCGGGCAACCAUCCUAUGCAGUCUAGUACAUGAUAAAAAUUAAAGUGAUUUUGCUUUAACAUUUCCUUCAGAAAGCAGUUUAGCUUGUACAUUCUUUGUCCAAAACAGGGUCCCUGAAGCUAGACUGUUGCUUCUUGCAGUCUUAUACAGAAGCAAUAAAGAUUUAAGUAACAAAUUUGUCUAAAACAAAUACAAGCCAAAGAUUAUAAACUACACAGCUAGUAUUAAUAUCAGAGAAGAAUUUCAUGGCAGGAAGUGCCAGAGCAAAUAGUUCUGUUCACAGUUGCUUGCCAGAAAUUUUGGGUUAUAUUUUCUUCUUCAACAGAAGUGUUUCCCCUUCCCUCUGCCAUUUCUCAUGAAUCCCAAAAACUUUCUCUGGAAGUUUGGGGACCUUCUGGAUGUUGAAUGGUGCCCAUUGACAUUUUAUGAUUUGCAUGAUCCCUUGUACAAGGUGAAACAAAGCUAAAUUGGGAACUCUAUGUUAUCCAGAGGCUCAGUUGGUCAUUCUGAUUAAUGACUUGAACCUAUUUUCUGUGGAGAUUAAAGUGGUUACUAUUUGAAGAUGUAAAGAUAUGAAUGAAUACAUUUCAAAUAUUCUGUUGUUUUUCUGAGCACUUGAACUAGUCCAGAUUGAACUUGAGCAUCUUGAAUUAGUCCAAAUUCAAGAAGCAGAUUAUAGGUGUCCCUUGCUUCUCUUAUCUCAUUUCUGAACAUCUCUUGCACCCAAUUGCUGACCUACUUUUUAUAUGUUUAGAAAGGUCACUUGUCUUUAAAAUAAUUUAAAAAGAAUUUUAGGAACAAAAAGAUUCAUGAACCCGCACAGGAGUAUAUUUCACUCUGAUCCUAUACAAUAGUUUUUAAAAUUAUUUUCAUUGUGCCUCUAUGUUCCUGCAUCAGUCAUAAUGGAGGAGGAAUUUUAAGAAAAAACUGAUAUCUCUAAAAUAGCAAAAACUAAAAUAUUUUAUGCCUGGCAGGAGUCAACAAAAAGCCAUUCAAAAGUUAUUACCAUGACAAAUAAAUUCUCACAAGCCACAGUGAUCUAUUACAUGUUAAAAUUAUAUAUACCUAGAGAGUUAGUAAAAGAAUGCAAUCUCUUGCAGCCUCAUUACAAAAAAGAAGAUAUUCAGUAAAAUAAUGCUUUCUUUUAUUAUUUCCUAUGGAAAUAUAUAAAAUUUAGCCUGUGUACAGAAUAUUAAUGGAGUUAUAUACGUUACAUUUUCUGUUUCAGGUUCAGGAAUUUCUUAUUCAUUUUGCAUUCAUCACAAAAAAGAAAAGAUAUAAUCUCUCCCCAAAAGUAUUUUAUGCUAUAUUGUCUACAGUAAGGGCUGUAAUGAUAUUUAAUAUUUCUUAUAAAGUGUAGUAUGUUUAUUAGAAGAGUGUUAAGUAUUACUUUAAGAACUGUGAUCAAAAUGGACAAAGUGAGAUAUAUUUGAAUUCAUCAGUCUUAUAAAAAGUUUGAAAUAUAUUUUUGAAUGAUUAACAUUUAAAAUUUUGCUGCAUAUGAAAUCUAAUAUUGGAUUUUAAAGGGAAAACAAUAAUUUGCUAAAAAAAUAAUUGGAAUUUGCAAAUGAAAGAUAAUCAAUAUUGAGAUACCUGGAAAGGAACCCUUAGUUUGAUUUAUCACGAACAAUUGUUAUGGAGUUUCUUUUCAGCUCAAAAACUUCUGAUGGUUUUCAGAAAUUGGAAUUUCACAACUUACAAUUUGAUGAAUUAUGCAGAGGAACAUAUUUCAAAGUAUUUGUCAAGAUUAUCGUUAUAAAAUAUUCCUGUUAGGUUUUUUUUGAUAGGACACACCUUUGUUCCAACAGUAAAAACAACAACAACAAAAAACAUUUCAAAAUAAGGAAAAUAAUUUUGAUUGUGUUUGAUUAAAAUUUAAUGUGGCUGUUUUCAAUUAAAGAAGAGCCAGGGCUCCACUUGAAAACCUUGCUGUCCCGACUUUCACAGGAGACCAUUUGAGAAUUAAAAAGAGUCUGAAAACAGCCCAGAAGAGGGAACAGGAAGCUGCUCCCAAAUUCUGACCCAGAAAACUACAGGAUAUGCCUACGAAAUCACCGGAGAUUGAUUUUGACAUGUCGUUUCCUUAUGAACAAGGAACUCAAAUGCCACAUGAAUGAAAGCUUCUAAUUAGCGCAAAUCUGAGUGUAGAUUUCUUAAAGGAUUUACACAGAUGCUGGGAGAGUCAAAUAUGUUUUGCUAUAAUAACUUUAGGUGAGUUAUCUUAGGAGUAGGAAUUAACAAUAGUUCCCAAAGCAGGGACUUGUGUGCUUCAGAGACAUCUGCAUGGAGCUCAGUCUGGUCUCACACAAUUUAUGGUGUGCCCAGACCUACCCUAAGGAGCCUCCAGGAGCCCUUUUGGAAUUGAAAUGCAUCCAAUAUACUAUAGCUCAGAGUAGAAACCACCCUAUUUUUUUGAGGGAAUUUGUCUAUGGUUACUGAUCUUCAAUUGAUAAAGAUGGCUUUUACCAAAUUCUGCAGUUCCUUCUGUGGAACGAUUUCAAAGCCACCUCUUAAAAAGUUGCUGUUUGAUCCAAAAUACUCUAAGAAGAGAUUGUUGCUUAGAUUGAGAUACUACUCUUGAGGACUAUUACAAAAAAAUAUAAACAGACACAGAUCCAUAUGAGUAGUCUGCAAGGGUGCUGAUUGUUUGCUUCGUGUGGUGAUAUAUUAAUAUAUAAAAAGUUUUGAUUUAUAUCCACCAAUUCAUAAUUGAUAGUAUCAAACAAAAUUGUAGAAGUGGAAUUUUGGUGCCAAAAACUCUACUGUAUUUUUCAAGAGAAAUCAAUACCUGCACCCUUAGUUUCUCAAGACAUUCUGGAAGGGUUUGGGCCUGAAGCCCCUGCAGAGGGCUUUGGAGGGUUUGCUUUCCUAUCCCUUCCCCAGGCUUCCAGAAUAAUUUCCAGUUCCGUAUUAAGAUCUGGAACUCCAGAAGGGAAUUGCUUGAGGCUGUAAGACACGGAUUUGUGUGGGCUUCUGUCCAAAAUGCUUGGCUGCAGAGCCCUGAAAACUAUCCUUUCAAACUGAAGUUUUUAGUUUGGAUUCUUGUCCACCAAAUUUAGAUAUUUGGGGUUAAAAAAAAUUAGGGACAUGUCCCACUCAAAUUUACAAUUGUUUAAUUUCUGUUAAUUUUACUAGAAGAUACUAAAAUACAUAUUUUAAUUUUUCCAUGAGAUUCAAACACUGGAUCCUGUUCCUUGAUUUUCAGAUUUGUUUCAGCUUUAUACUGUAUGACAUAAAUAGAUACUCAUGUCUAAGAGAGGAUGGAUUUAGUUAUGUUGUAGUAAUUAAAACUUUGAAACUAUGAUCAGAGAUUUGUCCUGUUAUCAAGCAUUCCCAAAUCUUGAUCAUAUUUAUUUUUUUGUGUUACUUGUAGGAAUUUUAUUCUGCUUUGUUUUGGUCUUUUCCUGCCCACUUUUUCUUAUUUUCAGUUUUAUGCUAUCAUAGCUCUUAUUGCCUGCAACCUGAUUUUGUUUUUAAAUUUAAUUUGUUAUCUGUUCAUUGGUUGUACAGUGUGUUUACAUAUUUUUGUACUUGAGUGUAGUUUUAUAUUAAAAAAAAGAAAAAUGAUGUGGUAAAUAUAGCUAAAUAAUCUUUCUAACACUUUUAAAUUUAGGAUCAUUAGAGAUGACAGAGCUGUGGAACUGUAAUACUAAACAGUUGCCUUUCUUUAUGUUGAUGUUAUUUUCUGGUUGUACUUUCUUUUUCUUAAGAUGUAUGACUAUUUGACAGAUUGGAAACUUUUAAUGCAUAAUUGUUUAGAAAAAUUUAAACUGUAAAAACGUGUCAUUUUUUCCAAUGGAAGUCUAUGCUUUAAAAGUUUUGGGAUUAUUCUAUUCCUAGGCAAAAUUUCUGUACCCAAAAUGUUGUAUUUUUGCAUCUUAAUACUAGAACAUGCUUGUAACAUGUUUGGAGCCACUAUCCAGAUUGUUUAGUUUAAGAGAGAAAAGACCGAUUGUUCCAUUUAUGUGCAAUAAUCUCUCUGAAAGUUUUAUAGUGCAUUGAACAUUGUUUGAAUAAUGACAUUACAUUUUGAAGCAAAUUGCUGCCCAGACAAAGGUCAGUGUUUUAAUACAUUGUUUUUUAAAAGUUGAAUCUUCAGGGAACCCCAUCCACUUUGUUACUUCUACUGCUGGCCCAUUGCAGAGAAUCCUGGGCAUGCCCUUAUGGUACUCAUGUAAAUUCUUGUGGGGUACAGCUCUAUUCAUCACAGAUUCACUUGAGCUAGGAGCAUGACCAAGAAUAUCCCCAAAUGCAGCAGCCCACUGCAGGGGAAGGAAAGCUGCCUUUCAGAAACACUGGGGUUCCAUUCUCUCAAACACCCUGUUUUAGCUGUUGCUUUUGCUCUAGAGAGACAUAGGAUAACAGCUCAGAGAGAUGGAACAAAUAUUUCAAAGCUGCCCUUGCCCUGGAUUACCUGUUUGAUUGUGCUAAUAGACAAGUAGCAAAGGCUGCCCCAAAACUUAAAUGUAGAAGUUCAGUGGUGGGGAUGUAACUGAUAGAUAUAGGUGACCCCUUUCUUCUUAGUGCUAUUAUCCAUAACGUGCCUUUGAUCGGUGCGGUCUUAGUGGGUUGCUUGCUAAAGCUAAGCAUUUUUGUUUCCUCCUUUGUUGAGGUUUCAUUCUUUUUUUCAUUGGGUAAAGCACUUAACACAAAUGGGCUGAUCCUCAUUGGAAAUGUCCUUUGCAUUGAAAAAUCUUGGGUCAGAUUCCAAAUUCUCAGUCUAGGCAUUUAUGUCUGGGGGAAUUUUGUCUGCAGGGAAGCAUACAAGGCAGACAAUUCUUUCACCAGGAAAGCUUAUUUUUAAUUCUUCUUGCCUUAUCUAUUAUGGUAGGGAUUUUUUAUAUGUCAUGCUUUAUUUAUAUAUCUAGAAUAUUUUAAUACCUAUUACUCAAAUAGGUGAAGACUGCUAUGCUGUAAAUAUGUAUUUAGGUACAGAAUAAAAAUCCUUGUGAAUAUUUGGCGGGGGAAGCUGUUACUGAACACAGAAGCCACUUUUGGGUGGUUGCUGGUUGGGGGUUGGGGUAUGUGUAUGUGCAAGAUAGGGGAAAAUAACCUUUGAUUUUAAGCACUUGCCAAAAGAAAACAAGAGUUUAAUAAAUAUUUUUAUUUAAAGAAGUGAAGCACUUCAUCAGGAUUUGCAUUGAGUUACACUGUUUCUGGAGGAAGGUCCACAAGUAUUGCCUAGCUCAUCAGCUAAGCCUGCAUUUGUGGUCACCAACAGUUCUUCCAGCUCAUUCCCUUCAGUUUUCUGGCAUACCCAGUGGGAUUUAAGAAAGAUUCACAAGCAAUUUACCAAGUAAAUAGCGAGCAAACCCCAUAGAAUACUUACUUAUGAGUAGGCAUGCUUGAGAUUUUUUUCUCUAUAUAGAGAGGCUGUGAGAAACAGAAUCCUUGGAAUCAAUUGGAGCAGACCCCUACUGCUUCUUCCUUCUCCAGAAUCUAGUGCAAAUGAGAGGUCUGGAAAAGGAAUCCAUGGACUCCUGGUGUUUUGCUCCCCAGAAGCACUUGUUUUUGGUAAAGUGGGGAAAGGAUUUGUGGGUACUUUGUUAGGGGAUGAAUGCUGCUAUGCUGUAUGAGAACAAUCUCUCUGAUAUUUAGGUCAUGGUGUAGAACUGGAUUCCUUAGAAUUUUAAGGGAUACAUAUCAGCUUGCCAUCAGUUCUUAUGCUUUCCAAAUUUCUGUCUUGUAUAGAGCAGAAAGCAUGAUGAAGUGGAUACAUGACAUAAUGCGUCCAUUAUACUCCAUCAAGGAUGGCAGUUUUUGAUCUCCCAGUAGCUUCCUCACUUUUGCCAUUUGCUGAUCAUUUCAAACUCUGUAAUUGCUUGUUUCCUCCAACUUAAAUUUUGUGUUUGGGUAUAAAUCACGCUUUACAAAAUAUUCAUAUUAUUUGUAUUUAUUCUCAUCCAAAAUAUUCUUUGCUUUAUUUACUGUAAAGGUGUUUGAAGUGACUCGGUGGGCAGGGUGGGGAAUAUAUGAACAAGCCAAUUUGGGAUGUUUACAAAUAAUAAAAAAUGGUACUCCAUAGAUUUCCACUCUGGCUGUAUUAUGAUUGAAUUUGAUUUAAUGGACAGAAUUUAGUAACAACUAUAAUAAAAUACGUCCCUUCCUAUCUACGGUCACUCAUGCUCAUUUUCAGUUAAUGAUAAUAUGAUUUAGAACCCAAAUAUUAGAGAACAGGUCAAAAAAUACAUUAGAGUUUACUCCUACCAUAUUUGAAAGACUUUGGGAUCAGAUGAUCUAUAUUAGAAUCCCUUAGAAUAGUCUCUGUGGUAAACUCUGGAACAUUCAAUAUUGUCUGCCUUAUUGAAUAGAUGGGGCAAGUACUCCCCUGUUGUCACAUUGUUGGGAGAAACAUUUUCUGCUCACUCUUGCUGGGAAAGGAAUGUCUGCUAUUGAUUUAGCCCAAAAAAGGAUUUCUUAUUCAAAGUAGAAAAUGGAAAAACUAGAUGAUCUUACUCCCAAGAAUGGAAAUGAUACAUUUAUAGAUGAAAGGUAUAGGUCUGGUUUAUGCUCUUAUACACAACUGCAGAAGUCUAUAAUCUGAAAUUAAUUCUAGGAGCAUUUGAAAUGGUGUUUUAGACCUAAAGCCGAAUGGGAAAAUUCAAAAGCAAUUCCUGGUUUGCUAUCAAAGUCUUAAAUCGCUAAUUAAUUUUCCACAAUUGUUGGAACUGGACAUUUCCCCCUUUCUUACAUACAUACAAAUGAGUAUCAUAUGUAUGUGUGCAAGGUAUAUGGACAUGAGUGAUAAAAAUGCAUGAGAGAGUGUUUGAGUAUAUAUAUAUAUCUUAUAUAUAUAUAUGACAGAGUUACAGAAACUUUGUAAUACUUUGUGAAAAUAAUUAUAUUAUGGAUGUUUGUACUGUGCACAGCUACUGGAGUUAAAUGUAGGGAAUCUCAGGAACAAGCAUAAAAUUUGUCCAAGACUUAUUUCUCAAAUGUGUAUGUGCAGUUUUUAAUUCUGUAUACUAUUUAAUAUUUUACCAAUAAAAAUAAACUUCUCACAUGAAA